CACACACACACACACACACACACACACCAUACUAUUCUAGAUUCGAAUUCAGGCUCAGUCCCUUUCUGGCUGUGCAGCCCUUAAGCAGGUGUUUUUUACACCUGGGCUAUCAUGUAGGAAUGGCCACUGUACUACCUGCCUUCUGUUGUGGCAGUAUUUCACGGGUUGGUUUGUAAAAAGCACUUAAAAUGGUGUCUAGGGCACAGGAAGGGCCCUAUGAAACUUGAGUAUUUCUGGCACUUCCUUUUCAUAGCUGCAUAGUGCUUCACUCUAAGAAGAGACCAUAAAAUUGACUCACUCUAAAAAUAUUUAUCGAGCACCUAGUGUGUUUUGAAUCCCAGCUAGGAGCUGGUGGGAUAUGAGCCUGGUACCAAGUUCUCUGCCCACCACACCUGUGGAUACAUAGGUAAGUUGAGCAGGUACCAACGACGCUGACCAUCCUAACAAAGUGUGUCACAGAUGCGAUGGAUAUUGACAGGACAGUGACAGUGCUUUCAGAAGCUCUGCCCCGUUAGCACGGCCACCCCCAAACCAGGCUGGAACCCUCACUUUCAGGAUGGCAGAUUUGUUACUCAGGAAAGGUGCUGACGUGGACCUCACAGGCAUUCAGCUGGAAGUGGUGGCCCCAGCGAGGCCCCGGGGCGCGGCCACACCCUGGUGGGGAGGGGAGUGAGGCCGCCCGGUAGAGAGUGGACAGCCCCCCUGUCAGUCUUGCGAGUCCCGGAGUGUAAGCUGAGAAGGGAGAAGGUGGGCCUCAGCAGGGGGAGCGCGAGGAGGAACUUCCUGCCCCUGCUCGGAGGCGCUGAGCGCGCGGCUGGGGAGGCGCAGGCGGCAAGGUCGGGCUUGGACCGGGUGGCGGCCUGCCUAGGGGCGGGAGACCCUCCUGGGGGGCUGGGCAGCGGCCUCGAGCCCUCGGCCAUAUUGAAUAGCCUCUGCCGACUCGCCUUUGUGAAGUCCUCUCCCAAGUUCCAGGCGCGUCCCUGGGGCAGAAAGCGCCACGGGCACUUCGUGCGCCCCAGCUGGGAGCCAGCUUUGGCCGCUACCGGCUCACGUAAGCAUCCCGGGAACUGAUUCCCGCAAGCCCUCGGGGAGCGAACCGGAUUCAGUCGAGACCGAACUUCGCAGGCAGGGGAACAGGGCGGAGUUGGUGGGUCCCGGGCUGGAGCUGAGCCUGCGGCCGCCUGUUAGCGCCCCACCCCCCGCCGUCAAGACCAGGGCUUCGUGAAGUUUGGGCUCGUUGCCCCCCACCCCAGAUUCCACCCUGGAGAUCUUAAAGACCCUCGAGAAAAGCCAUGUGGGGGGCUGGUUCCCCUGGGGGUUCCUCCCGUCCCCCGACUGCUUGAUCCUCUGGAGCGUCCCGGAUGUCUGCAAAGAUGUGGACCUGGAUGUCCUGGUGGAGGCCCUGAAGCCCGUGGGGACCUUUAAGAAGAUCGGCAAAGUGUUCCGCCGGGAGGAGGACUCCACGGUGGGGAUGCUGCAGAUCGGGGAGGACGUGGACUACCUGCUCAUCCCGCGGGAGGUCAGGCUGGCCGGGGGCGUCUGGAGGGUCAUCUCCAAGCCCGCGACCAAGGAGGCCGAAUUUCGCGAGCGGCUCACCCAGUUUCUGGAGGAAGAAGGCCGCACCCUGGAGGAUGUGGCCCGCAUCAUCGAGAAGAGCACCCCGCACCCGCCUCAGCCCCCCAAAAAGCCCAAAGAGCCCCGAGUGAGGAGGAGAGUCCAGCAGGUGGAGACCCCGCCCCCCCGGCUGAUCGUGGGCACCUAUGACAGCAGCAAUGCCAGCGACAGCGAGUUCAGCGACUUUGAGACGUCCAGAGGCCGGCGCGGCGCCGAGGGGCCGGAGGGCGGGCCAGGGGCUGCCGGUGAUCACAACGCGGAGCCUGUAGCUGACCAGAGGGCAGAGGCCGUGGCCGGCCAGGGGGCAGGGGCUGCAGCUGUCCAGAGGGCCGAGCCCACAGAGCAUGGGAGGGAGGCGGCCCCCACUGUGGAGGGGGCAGCCGCUGCAUCUGAUGGGACACAGGCUACAGCUGACCAGGGGGCAGGAGAAGCUGCUCACCAGAGGGCAGAGGUCCCAGCUGUCCAGGAAGCCGAAGCCUCUGCUGCCCAGGGGCCUCCCAGGGCACCCCCGGGAGCUCGGGCUCGGAAACAGGUCAAGACAGUGAGGUUCCAGACCCCAGGGCGCUUUUCCUGGUUUCACAGGCGCCGGAGAGCCUUCUGGCACACCCCCCGGGUGCCAGCUCUGCCCGGGAGAGUCCCCAGGGCGGGCGAGGCCAGGAGCCUCAGGGUGCUGAGGGCUGAGGCUAGAGCAGAAGCGGAGCAGGGCGAGCAAGAGGACCCGCUGUGAGGUGGCGGUGGGCUGAGGGACCCCAACACCUGCCCAGUCAGCCCAGCGUGAGCCCCUCCCCACUGGGGCAGAGAUGAGUGGAGGGAAGGUCAGGCACGCCCCUCCUCCCCGCCUGACACCCCUCUUUUUUUCUUGUUAAAUUGUCCUGCAUCGAUUUUUAAAAAAUACAGACUUUUUUUUUUUAAUAGCAACCCAAGGAAUGUAAACCCAUGGGGGGGCACAUUGCCCCCUCCAUUCCAGGUGCUUGAGCAAGAGAGGGGGUGGGGGAGACAUUCCUUUCCACCCCCCCUGUCCCCUGCACACCCCACAUGGACUGCCUCCUUGAACUUAAAAGGGGGUGUGAGCCAACUUGCCAAUAAAAGCA
Messenger RNA from Condylura cristata (star-nosed mole), 2705 nucleotides. RefSeq names its product coiled-coil domain containing 8 (gene CCDC8). Gene Ontology annotation, cellular component: 3M complex. The transcript has 2 exons. The record is from RefSeq and is a predicted model, not a curated record. Gene Ontology annotation, biological process: microtubule cytoskeleton organization; regulation of mitotic nuclear division. Bases 1472 to 2341 code for a protein of 289 amino acids. NCBI's taxonomy places the organism in Eukaryota, Metazoa, Chordata, Mammalia, Eulipotyphla, Talpidae.